Drosophila teissieri is the source of this 799-nucleotide messenger RNA. Its product is annotated as glutathione S-transferase 1-like. The record is from RefSeq and is a predicted model, not a curated record. NCBI's taxonomy places the organism in Eukaryota, Metazoa, Arthropoda, Insecta, Diptera, Drosophilidae. Gene Ontology annotation, molecular function: glutathione transferase activity. Gene Ontology annotation, biological process: glutathione metabolic process. The coding region runs from base 44 to 715 and encodes 223 amino acids. The transcript has a single exon.
AUCAGUCGCUAUAGAAUCGCUUGUCACUCAGCACACACAAAUCAUGUCCAGCUCGGGAAUCGUACUAUACGGCACUGACCUAAGUCCCUGUGUGAGGGCUGUCAAACUGACCCUCAAGGCUCUGGAUCUGGACUACGAGUACAAGGAGGUGAAUCUGCUAACGGGUGAGCACAUGAGCGAGGAUUUCCUGCGGAAGAAUCCCCAGCACACGGUACCGGUGCUCGAUGAUAAUGGAACAGUGCUCUGGGACUCCCAUGCCAUUGCCGCCUACUUGGCGGACAAGUAUGCCAAGUCGGAUGAACUGUAUCCCAAGGAUCUGGCCAAGCGGGCGGUCAUCAAUCAACGCCUCUUCUUCGAAGCCAGCGUAAUCUAUCCUGGGUUGGCCAACGUAGUGGGUCCCUUCUGGACCACAGGAUGCACUGAGGUGGCGCAGGAGAAGUUGGACUCCAUUCAUCGGGGUCUAAAGCUGCUGGAGACCUUCCUGGACAGCAGCUCAUACCUGGUGGGUGAUUCGCUGACCCUGGCCGACCUGCUCUCCGGACCCACAGUUAGUGCCCUCCGCGCUGCCGUCGACAUCGAGCCAGUAGAGUACCCCAAGGUAGCCGCUUGGCUGGAUCGCCUCAAUCAGAUUCCCUUCUACAAGGCGAUCAACGAGGAGCCGGUCCAGGGCUACGUCGCCUUCCUUCGCAGCAAGUGGACCAAACUGGGUGCCUAAGCCCGGAGAGGAAUCCACUUUAGUACUAUGAACCACUUGAGCCACCAUGUACAUUAUAUACUCAUUACCUUUCACUUCUUAAGU